Molecule: messenger RNA, 726 nt
Organism: Miscanthus lutarioriparius
Lineage: Eukaryota; Viridiplantae; Streptophyta; Magnoliopsida; Poales; Poaceae
Source: the annotation of a GenBank genome assembly
AUGGCGCACCCUGAAAUUCCUGCAUUUGGGGAUUGGGAAACUACAGGAAACACCCCUUACACACAAAAGUUCGAGGAUGCAAGGAAGAACAAGAAAACAGGAAUUCCUACACAGCCAAAUGAUCCAAGGAGGAACCCGGAACAUCCUCGCAAGUCGCCUUUGCAUCCAACGGCCUACAAAACCAAUCCUCAAGACCAGGGUCCAAGGAACCCACCACAUCGACCGAGACCUGAAACUGACGACCAACGACACUCCGACCGGCCUACUCACCGUGAGCCUGCACCACGAAGACAUGCAAAUCCUCAGAGAGAACAAGGGAGUAAUGCUGGGGCACCAAGAAGCCCCUACAGAACAGCUGUUGGGUCUGCUUCACCAAUGCAGCCAAACAACCAAUCAAAGCCGAAGCACAAGUUGACUGGAAUGCAGACUCCAGAGAGGAGGCCAUCUUCAGAGGGGCAUGGCCAGCAUACGCCUGGAAGGAGCAGGAUGAAGCCGGGUGGCUGUGAGCCUGAAGAAGAAGUGGCUGUACCACCCUUUGGUGAAUGGGAUGAUGCAAAUGCAGCAUCAGGUGAAAAGUACACUGGUAUCUUCAACCGAGUAAGGGACGAUAGGUUGUCACCUACCUCUUCUGCUAGGCAACCAUCUACCACCCGUAGCGAGGAGAAUAAGGUGCAACAGUUAUGCAGAAAUAGUAUCAUCAUCUCCAUGAUGUUGAUGCUAACUUAA